Corticium candelabrum is the source of this 708-nucleotide messenger RNA. Its product is annotated as bursicon-like. The record is from RefSeq and is a predicted model, not a curated record. Lineage: Eukaryota; Metazoa; Porifera; Homoscleromorpha; Homosclerophorida; Plakinidae. The transcript is spliced from 2 exons. The coding region runs from base 49 to 564 and encodes 171 amino acids.
CCCAGUAUCAAACUGGUCACAGGAACAAUUUUUAGUUUAAAAGCCGUCAUGUAUAAGUCGUUGCUUCUAGUGACUGUUGCAUUCAUCAUUGCACGGUGUGUUUGCGAGUAUCACGAUGGCACCAAUUCGUCUUCCCCUGAAGACUCGUUUUCGGAUCUGUCCUUUUCUGGAGACUCGGAUUCUUUUGUCAACUCGACGUCCUCUAUUGCACCACCAAGUCGCGUUGGACAGCCUUUUCUUCGUUUAGACACCUUUUCGAAGCAUUAUUUCAACAAGCGCAACAACUGUGGUAUCCGGUUGUACGAACAAGUUAUCAGUUAUCCGAAUUGUGUUGAUCAAAGAGUGAAAUUCCGUGGCUGUCGUGGCAGCUGCACUUCGUCUGCUAGACCACUUGUAAAUGAAAGGCAUGAUUUCUCGGUCAAGUGUACCUGUUGUAAGGAGACGUCGCUAAGAAAAGGAAGAGUACACUUGCGUUGUCCAAGGGAUCCCAUAUUCAAAGUCAGAAAAAUAGUAGUGCAAGGAGUAACGUCCUGCGCGUGCAGACCUUGCAUCUCGAGUUCUUGACAAUCGACUAUAGCGGACUGGAAUUUCUAGUGUCUCAUGUUCGAUGAUAUGAUUGCUCUGCUUUGGCAAUUAUGCUAAUAUAUUGCUGCUAUUUAUGUCUUAAUUGUUCGUACAUGCUGUUUAUGCUUUUAGUUACAUGUACUA